AUCACAUGACACUGUGGCUGUUUAUAAGCCAGACUGCAACUCCUGUAGCUACUGUGAAUUGGUACCCUGUUUGGAGUAGUUGGUGAAAAAUGAUGAAUGUCAAAAUCUGCAACCUGCUUCUUGCUGUCUCACUUUGUUACGAGUUUUGUCCCAAAAUCGCUGCUACAUUCACUGCAAUGGUAGACCAGACAGUUGAUGAUCCUUUAUUUCUCGUUGAAGAUCCUGAGCAAACAUUCUUCAAGGAUGUUAUGAACUUCAGAGACGAU
This is a messenger RNA of Geodia barretti, 266 nucleotides long. Lineage: Eukaryota; Metazoa; Porifera; Demospongiae; Tetractinellida; Geodiidae. The record is from the annotation of a GenBank genome assembly.